CGCCCCCUCCCGUUCCACUGCGUCCCGCGCCGCGCGCUCAUCCCGGAGGGGCCCCUGCAACCUCUCCGCGCGAAGACCGCUCCAGCCCUGCAGGGAAAGAAAAGUAACUUCGCUUUUCUUGGAGGAACGAGGAAGGAUUAACUGGCCUGGGAGAGGGCAGGAGCGCGCGGAGGGUGGAAUGAUUGUGGACUGAGACGCGCUCGGGCAGAGACUAUGUAAUCGCCUCGGUGUCUGUGCAGAGGACUGCGCUUCGGGGAGGGAAGAGGAGGGAUCGGCUCGCUCCUCGGCGACUCGGCAGGCGGAGUUUCGCCGCGGCACCAGGGUUGCGCCCGCCCGCGGGGAGGUCGCUCCAUCCAGCCCCGGCGGCCGCGAGAGCCCGAGCGCCGGAUCGCGGUAGUCGGCAGGGGUGAGGGAGAGCGAGACCGAGCUCCGGGGCGUGAGGGAGCGGGCGGAGGAGUCCGAGAGGAGGCGAGCGGCGGCCGCGAGCGAGCCGAGCGAGCCCCCCGCCCGCCUCAGCGGCGCCGCGCCGGGCGGCGUCCGGGCGGCAUGGAGAAGGACGGCCUGAGCCGCGCCGACCAGCAGUACGAGUGCGUGGCGGAGAUCGGGGAGGGCGCCUAUGGGAAGGUGUUCAAGGCCCGGGAUCUGAAGAACGGAGGCCGUUUCGUGGCACUGAAGCGCGUGCGGGUGCAGACGGGCGAGGAGGGCAUGCCGCUUUCCACCAUCCGCGAGGUGGCGGUGCUGAGGCACCUGGAGACCUUCGAGCACCCCAACGUGGUCAGGUUGUUUGAUGUGUGCACAGUGUCACGAACAGACAGAGAAACCAAACUAACAUUAGUGUUUGAACAUGUUGAUCAAGACUUGACCACUUAUUUGGAUAAAGUUCCAGAGCCUGGAGUGCCCACUGAAACCAUAAAGGAUAUGAUGUUUCAGCUUCUCCGAGGUCUGGACUUUCUUCAUUCUCACCGAGUAGUGCAUCGUGAUCUAAAACCACAGAACAUCCUGGUGACCAGCAGUGGACAAAUAAAACUGGCUGACUUCGGCCUUGCCCGCAUCUAUAGUUUUCAGAUGGCUCUUACCUCAGUGGUCGUCACGCUGUGGUACAGAGCUCCAGAAGUCUUGCUUCAGUCCAGCUACGCCACCCCUGUGGAUCUCUGGAGUGUUGGCUGCAUAUUUGCAGAAAUGUUUCGUAGAAAGCCUCUUUUUCGUGGAAGUUCAGAUGUCGAUCAACUAGGAAAAAUCUUGGACUGCUGCUGCAGGCAGUGUUACUAUUUGUGUGGUGAGUGGGGACAUGGUAGACGUGCUGUUUUAUGCAGAGCCCAUCAUGACACGUGGCCUAACCUCUCUGCUCUGGAAGCUUGUAUGUUGCUCGUGUGGAUCUCUUCGAUGUUCCUCUUUCUUCACUUGGCUGAACUCCAGUUCUUUAGUUCAGAUGUGUUGUCUGCUUGGGGUCAUUUCAGAUGCAUCCACUAUCAGAGCGUAAUUGGACUCCCAGGAGAAGAAGACUGGCCUAGAGAUGUUGCCCUUCCCCGGCAGGCGUUUCACUCAAAAUCUCCUCAACCGAUUGAGAAGUUUGUAACAGAUAUUGAUGAACAAGGCAAAGACCUACUUCUGAAGUGCUUGACAUUUAAUCCAGCCAAAAGAAUAUCUGCCUACAGUGCCCUGUCUCACCCAUACUUCCACGACCUGGAGAGGUGCAAGGAGAACCUGGAUUCCCAUCUGCCGCCCAGCCAGAACAGCUCGGAGAUGAAUACAGCCUGAGGUCCCAGCCACUCCCUUGAGCUGAUCAUCCGGAGACACCCUUGGUGGCUCAUGGGUCCCCCUGAGUAAGCACCACAGAGCUGCUGAGGAUCACUGCCUGGACACCUUCUAGUUGCCGUCUUCUGGAUGGGCUCUGCUUUCCAAGGAAACCGUCUAGUUUACUGUUUUGAAAUCAAUGCAAGAGUGAUUGCAGCUUUAUGUUCAUUUGUUUGUUCGUUUGUCUGUUCGUUUGUUUCAAGAACCUGGAAAAAUUCCAGAAGAAGAGAAGCUGCUGACCAAUUGUGCUGCCAUUUCGUUUUUCUAACCUUGAAUGCUGCCAGUGUGUGAGCAAUCCAGGCACAGCUGAGUUGUGAUGUAACCUCUCUGCAGCUGCCAGAGCCUGAUUUGGUACUUUCGAGUGAGUGUGAGUGUGUGUGUGUGUGUGAUUCUUGAUCUCUUAAAGUGUUACUUUCUGUAAACAACAAGAAUAAUUGAAUUUUAAAGACUCAAAGUAACAGAUAAACAGCAGGUGUCUAUUGACUGAAGGUGAUUCACCAAAAUGGGCUUCUCAGAUUAGAAAGUUGAGCCUAUGUCCUCAGCAUUUCUUUUCUGGCCAAAAGCAGUAAAUUUACUAGCACUAAAAGUUUCACUAUCUAGAUGAAGUUUUAUACACACAGCAAAAAGGAAAAAAAAAUUCUAGUAUCUUUUGAGACAAAUUUGUUUUUAAAGCACACUUUCUAGUUACUCUUCAAAAAGCUGAAUUUACUCAUUAUAAGUCAAUGUUAACCUGUAUAAUAUGCUUUAUUGGUUUUUUUUGAAAAAUACCCUAAGCUUUUCUUAAGUGCUGUAGAUUUAGGGAGUAUACCUCAAAUAGGCAAAAUUGUCAAAAAAAAAAAAAUAGAGAAAGCCUUUAUUUCCUGGUUUGAAACUUAGUUCCUUUUUGUUUUUUGUUGUUAUUGUGUUUUGUUUUUGAUUUUAGGAAUCUGUCAGAAACUGUUUCCUGUUUUGGUUUGGAGAGUAGUUCUCUGUGACUAGAGACAGGAAUGCCAUUUAAGUUUCCCACUUAUUACACUGUACUUUUUCUACCGUGCACUGCCUUGUUUGCAAAGUAUCCACUUUAUCUAUCCCCCCGCCUCUACUAGACAUUACUACCAUUACAUAACUCAUAACAGAUUGCUUACACUGUUCCCACGCACCUCUUGCUUGCUUUCUUUCAAUGAACCUUUCAUAAACAGUUAGAUUCAGAUUAUGGUUUAUGGUUCCAAUUCCACAAUCCUAACAGAGUACCAUAUGUUCUCGCUCUAAUGUGAUCUCCUUACCUGGCAUUCACUGUUUUUACCUAGGCAAUGCGUAGAAGACUGGCUCUUCUCUAACACCAGCACAUAGAUUGCUUUAAACUGUUACUUAGUGUUUUACAUUUUAAUAGAAUAUAUUGUCAGUGUAGUAUCUGAGGGAACAUCCUUAACUAUUUUUUAGAAAUACUUAUUGACUCUGUAAGUGAUCUUUUCUCCAUCCCCCAGGCCAGGCUUGUUCCUAGUACCUUGUGUACACUCUUGCUCUCUGCAGAGCCAGCCUGACCUGGGCCUUGUGAACAGCUUUACUUUUUCUUUUGCCAUGUUCUCUAAGUACUUUAUAGUCCAUGCCAUCUCUGCUUUAUAUGUGGUUAGUGCUCACUCAGCUCUAGGAACCAGAAGACACAGAGAUUAAGCAUCUUUUGGGAAGUUUAGCCACCUUUGCUUUCUGACUCAUGUUUUGAGUGCAUGCAACAGUUAGACCAUGUUUAGAGUUAGGGUUUUCAAAGAAUGGACAUUGCUUCACUAAGUAGAAAAUGUUCCAGGUAAUGUUUAUGCAUUUUAUCAAGCCUUACUGAAUUCUUCACAGCUUAAUAUUGUAAAUGACUAUCUUGAACAAGAGAAAAAUUGGGAAAUUUUUCUCCUUGAGAGCUUUUUGGGUUGGGAACCAUUCUUGUUUAGUACAUAUAUUGCUUAAUAUUGUUCUAAUUCAGUAACUUAUGGAGCAGGAAAAUUUUUCUAAAGCAAGAUAUGAAUGAGAAGAUGGGCCAUAAGAGUGUUUUAUACUUCUUCAUUGGGACAACAUUGAUUAUGUUUUGUCAUCCCCACAAAUGCUUGAGAUAUAACGAAUCCAGAGUAUUCAGAGCAAUGUGUACUUUGAGUCUCCCCUGGAGAAGUGAGUUCUGCCUGCUUUUCAUGGGAUCAAAAUGCUAAGACAUUUUUCCUGGGGCCUAGAAAUUGAAUUUUAAAACUCACUGCACUUGACUCAUCAUCUUUUGGUUAGUAUCCAUGGUUAGAGUGAACAUAACUUGCGUUUGUGCUUUUGCAAAAGUUUUUCGUAAGUUCGCUCAAGAAAAAUGCAGCUGUUCUAAACUGGAAUUUUUUCAGCAUUCUUUAGAAUUUUAAACAAGUAGAGAGCUCAACUGUUAUUUCUAGCAUAUGCUUUUUGUUCAUUUCUCAGUAGUGUUUAUAAAGAAAACUUAAGGCACAAACAUUUUGGCAUUAGAUACUUGGCCAAUUAUUGUCUGAGAGGGAGAAUGAGAGGGCAUCUUGGCAUCUCUAAACUGUCCCCAGCUCUUCCAUCGAUGUGGUUCUUGCAUUUGAGUGAUUACUCUCUGUUUUAUGUCUUUUACAUCCAGGCUCACCACUUCUGAAAUCCAGAUCCCACACAGGCACCCUUGCCAUCAGGACACUUUGAAUACGAACAGAAUAUGAAUAGAACAGAAUAUGAAUAGAGCAGAAUACAAACUUACUGAAUACAGCUUAUUCUUCUGUGACCUAUGGUCUCAAACUUUGCCAAAAGCUAGGCAGUGGUUAGCUGAAAAGGUCACACUGCCCCAGGCUUAUACCAAAGCAGAUUAUAGCAGUGAAAAUAGGGUGACAGAUUUGAAAUUACACUUGAAUUUCUUCCUAGGUCUGGUAGAAGAAUGUGCCUGAUGGUUUCUAUACAAUAUUCCGUUCUGGCAGCCCAGCACUGUGGGAACUAUUGUGCAGGGUGGAGUUGUAACAACCUACAUUUAAAAACAGUAAAAGAGAAAUCUGUCUAUUGAGGCAUCAUAAGCUAUCAUGUGGCAAAGGGUAAUAAGGACCUAACCUUAUAACCUUAAUAACACAAUUCCCAGGAGCUUUUAAGAAUCUAGUGCCUCCCAUUUUGUCUCUCCUUUGAAGUGGAUGGGAACUACUCAAGGAGCAAAGAACCUCUUUUGGAAGAAAGCUCUGGGCCAUUUCAGCCCCAGUAUUCUCAUGAUUUUCUCUCAGGAAACACACACUAUGAAAGGCAUACUUUGCAUUUAGCCCCAGAUGACUUACUAAAAAUCAUUCAAAAUAUUCACCUUAGAAUAGAAUCUCAGCCUUUUAGUCUUAAGUAAAAAAUGAAAAUUUUGGAAUGCACAAGAUGUUAAUAUCUUGAAGAAAACGUGUACCUUUUAACAGAGAAAUUUAUAGUUUGACUCCAGAAUGUGGUACUAUCCUUCUUGCCGAGAAAAAAAUUAAGUAGUACCAAACGUUUUGAACCUUCAAUUAUGUAUUUAAAUUGAGUUUUUAACGAACUAUAGCUGCUUCUAUUAAAAGUGGUGCCUAUAAAAGUCAGUAAUGGCAAUUCUCAUUCCGUCACGGAAGUUAAAUCAUGUAAGCUUACUAUAUCAUAAACAUUAAAAUUCUUCUCUCCAAAG
Equus caballus (horse) is the source of this 5419-nucleotide messenger RNA. It is a transcript of the gene CDK6, whose product is annotated as cyclin dependent kinase 6. Gene Ontology annotation, cellular component: cytoplasm; nucleus; cyclin-dependent protein kinase holoenzyme complex. NCBI's taxonomy places the organism in Eukaryota, Metazoa, Chordata, Mammalia, Perissodactyla, Equidae. Gene Ontology annotation, molecular function: cyclin-dependent protein serine/threonine kinase activity; ATP binding; cyclin binding. The record is from RefSeq and is a predicted model, not a curated record. Gene Ontology annotation, biological process: G1/S transition of mitotic cell cycle; regulation of cell population proliferation; regulation of gene expression.